Messenger RNA from Entrophospora candida, 648 nucleotides. NCBI's taxonomy places the organism in Eukaryota, Fungi, Glomeromycota, Glomeromycetes, Entrophosporales, Entrophosporaceae. The record is from the annotation of a GenBank genome assembly.
AUGUCAGAAAUGUCAUCAGCAAUGUCAUUAUGUUCUGAGAAGGAGAAGUUAACACUUUGGAUUCUUGUUGAAGGCAGUCCGAGACCUACACAAUUUCCUGUUGAAUGGAACACUUCACCACCAAACUUGGACAAUCUUGCACAUAAACUUUGUAAAGAGAAAGACACUUUCGAAAAAAUCAAACCAAGUUUCCUUGAAUCCUUUAACCAUGAUGACAGAAUCAACUCCCUCCAAGCUGAUAUUCUUGUCACGAAUUUGAACACAACUGCCACAAGUCCUUUGGUUAUACGUUACCCACUCUCUAAUAAUAUAGCUAAUCAUAGUAAUGGUUUAGAUGUUAAAGUUCUUGUUACUUUUACGGGUACUGCAGGAUUAUUUUCACCUUCUGUUAUUGAUGCAAGGGUUGGAGAUAAUAUAAUAUUUGAAAAAAAUGAAUUCUCUACCGGAGGUGCACGAAUUGUUGAAGCUGUUAAGGACGGGUCUUCUUGUACAAAAUCUACAGAGCCUGUUGCUGCAGAAUUAACAGAUGCCAACCCAAAAGCUACAUUAAAACUUACAAAGCCUGGUGUACUUCGUUUAUUUGAUGAAGUCAGUGAAAGGUGUAAAAAUGAUGGUCGGUGUGAAAUUAAUGUCAGUAGUGAUGGAACU